UUAAUUGAUUAAAAGCAGAGGGCAAACAAAUGGAAACAGUUUCCCAACAGCAGUCCAGUGCGGAGGUAGCACAGAAAAAUGUUUUUACAAUCGAUAUUGAUGAAUAUAUUGGCCAUUAUUUUGGCCUGCUGGAUGGGACACGUCACAGGCCAAUCAUCGGCAGAUGAUCAAGAACUUGAAAUCGGCUCAAAAGGGGAAGGACCACCGGAGAAGCAAGAGUUUCCCUGGGGUAAUGAGGACUACAAUCUUGAAAACAACUUCUAAGUUCCAGAAACACUUAUUAAAGAUAUUUCUACUUGUUUCAGUAAAUAUGUAAUAAAAACAUCUUGCUUUUUAUAAGUAAUGCUAUUA
Messenger RNA from Drosophila suzukii, 351 nucleotides. RefSeq lists its product as uncharacterized. Lineage: Eukaryota; Metazoa; Arthropoda; Insecta; Diptera; Drosophilidae. The record is from RefSeq and is a predicted model, not a curated record.